AAAUAAAUAAAUAAAUAGAAAUUUGGACCUCUGAGCUGCUUUGCCCACUGCGCGGUCAUGGAAUUGCCUAUAGGCUACGUAGCAUCACCGAAAUCAGACCAGAAGCCAUCACACCAUAUCAUACGAACGCGUUUUAUUACACGAGGGUGGAGUAAGCAUGCUCACACGAACCCCGGCCCCUUUCACAUUAUCAGAUCAGCUCCUGGAAAAGAAAUCAAAAUAAUCGGGUUCGAUAAUGUCCGAAGCGGUUGUUUGCGCAGAUGCGUAUGGCACCUCUUUUUUUUCUUUUUUCUUUUUUUAACCUCGGUGGGCUGCAGCAUCAAAGCAGGAGGACUAGCUGUUAUACCGCAUCCUCAGUGACACUUUCACUUCAUCGCGACUGCCGCUGCUGUGGGACCCUGAGCGUACGAGCAAAGAAGCAGGAGAUCUAGAGGUGAGGAGACGCGCAAUAACGCAAUGACAGAGGACUGCUUCGAGUCGUGAAGAAAAGAAGACAAACGAAAAGAAGAAAAUCACAGAGGAAAGGGGCAGGCGUGGGAGCUACAGUGGUCUUGACAGCGGAGGUUGGUCAUGGUCGGACGGGGGUUGUGGGUAUGUAAGCCUCGGUUGGGAAAGCGAGGCAGCAGGCUCGGGGCACUGCCUGUUCUGUGCGCGGCGUUAGCAUGCGCCGCCUUGCUGGCUCUGCUCUUUGUGGACUGCAUCGAGUCGUGGGUCACCUCCAUGAGCAUGAAUACGGUGGUGGAGCCCCACUCGGGCAUCAUCCCCCCUCAAAGCGUCCCCCCCACCAGACCCGAGGAGUUCCUGCUCAUGCCCAGUCCACUGGUGUGCCAGCGUGCCAAACCUUACCUCAUCACCAUGGUCACCUCGGCUCCUGCCAACCAAAGGGCCCGUCAAGCCAUCAGGGAUACCUGGGGAGGGCAGGUGGAGGUGAGGGGCCUGCGGGUCAUGACCCUCUUCAUGGUGGGUGUGGCAUCUGACCCCGGACUGGCUAAGCUGCUGAUUGAAGAGGCGCGCGAGAGAGGAGACCUGGUUCAAGGGCGUUUUUUGGACACCUACUCCAACCUCACUCUGAAGACCCUGUCCAUGCUGGGCUGGGCCCGUCGCUUCUGCCCUCAAGCUCACUACAUGGCCAAAGUGGACGAUGAUGUCCUGUUCAACCCCAGGGCUUUGCUGCACUUUCUGAACAACAGCCGCAACCCGUACGAACAAGGGGACUUGUACCUUGGCAGGGUGCAUCUUCACGUGGCCCCGGACCGUGACCCGGACAGCAAGCACUACCUCCCUGCAGGGGCCUACCCUCCCUCAGUGUUCCCAGACUAUUGCAGUGGUACAGCGUACAUCCUGUCCCGCUCUGCAUUGCUCAAAAUUUCCCUGGCAGCCUCUGCAUCACCUUUAUCCACACCUCUGCCCCCCGAGGAUGUCUUUGUUGGUCUGUGUGCCCGGACAGCCGGAGUGCUGCCCUCACACUGCCCUCUCUUCUCCGGCGGACCAGGUGUGCCGUACGGACGAUGCUGCUACCAGGCCAUGGUGUCGGUCCACCACGUUCCACCUAGGGAGAUGCUGCACUACUGGGCUGAUGCACAUUCAUCACCGCCUUGCUCCUGGCUGAAUAUACGGGCUUCCUUGGGGAUGUGCAAAGUCAGGGCAAUGCUGGGCUCGGCUCUGGGUCUGGAGCAGGGACUAUAAGCUUGAAAGGGGAGCAUAACUGGACUUAUUGGGGUUGUGCCUCGCUUCAGUACUGUGAACAGCACAAGUGCUCUUCUGGCUGUGGAGCUAUAUGCACUGAGAAAAUGUGAUUUUAUUUUUUUACUGCUUUAUUUUUUCAAUACCUCAAUGUAUUUAACUGGCUUUUCAUUGCAGUGAUGGAAGAGACCAGCUGGUAGUAAUGAGAGCUAGCGUUGACCUGUCUUUAGACUCUCACUGCAUCUCGCAUUAUUACACCGACACAAACUGUAGAUGUAGGACAAACAGCAUGUUGAUGUUACAAAGAGGAAGUAAAGCUGCUAUGACAAAUUCACACAGGCUUUGUGUCCAAACACAGACGUAGUUUGGACACAAACUAUAUCUGUCUGUGGCUUUCCGCCUUCACACUUUUUACACUCGAGUAGGUACUUAAAUUAUAGUAUAGUCUAAAGUCCUAGAUGCAUGCGUCCAGGCUGUAGUAGAACACAUAUCCAAUCACAGUAUUCAGAUAAGAUAGGGUUAGUAAUAAUUUACCAAACCAGUUAUGUUUAAUUGCAGUUUCUGGAGAGAAAUUAACUGUAAAAUAUUUGACCGGUUGUGAAAUCAUACAGAAAAUACGCUCUAUUUAUAAUUGCCUGGCACAUUAACCAGUGGUCAAGAAACUGGAUUGAUGAACAGCUAUAAAGCUAUGAAGGAUUUGUGCUGUAGUAUUCCCAACUUAUCUCUGUAACAGCGAGAUCAGUGUCUUCUACACCAGGCUAGGAAGCCAUAAUGUAAGUUUUAAAAGACAAGUUACAGGUGCGAAGAUAAAGCCUCAGGCCGCCCGCUCCACCCACAGUUCUAACCAAGUCGGUGUGUUUACACUCAGGAAAUGGAUGGAUCACAUGCAGCCACCAAUAAACCCCUCUGUGAACAAAUGA
Mugil cephalus (flathead mullet) is the source of this 2603-nucleotide messenger RNA. RefSeq names its product UDP-Gal:betaGlcNAc beta 1,3-galactosyltransferase, polypeptide 4 (gene b3galt4). The transcript has a single exon. Gene Ontology annotation, molecular function: N-acetyl-beta-D-glucosaminide beta-(1,3)-galactosyltransferase activity. Gene Ontology annotation, cellular component: membrane. Lineage: Eukaryota; Metazoa; Chordata; Actinopteri; Mugiliformes; Mugilidae. The record is from RefSeq and is a predicted model, not a curated record. The coding region runs from base 571 to 1686 and encodes 371 amino acids.